CGUCCCGUCUUGAUAUUCCCCCAACACUUGCUUGGGCGAGCAAUCAACUACACUAUCCAUGAUAUCAUCAGCGUCUUCAUCGAAUAACGGAACUUAGAAUUCUCCUCUGGUCAAGGGCGUCAGUCCAUCCGACGUCGCCUAUCGCGUGAUUCGACAAAUCCUUGGAUCACGCAAGGGAUCAAGCGAACGUCAGUUACUCACUAGGAAUCUUGAGACUGCUCCCAUGUAUGGCAUUUUCACACCCCCAGAGCUGCCUCAGGGCUUUCGAAUUCAGAAUUUGGUUUCUCUGGACCCCAAGAACCGGCAAAAUGUGGUAGACAGGGUGCGCAAAAUUGAACGGAAGGCCUUUCCAUCCAGUGAAGCGUUUGAUUUUGACGCUGAGCUCAAGAAGAAGAAUACUUCCAUGUUAGUCGUCACCAGACCUGACGAGCUUACCGAGGUGGUUGGAUACUUGGUGUUCCUGCGAAUGCGAAAGGUCGCUUUACUGCACAAGAUAUGCGUCGUCGAACACAUGAGGCGGAAAGGUAUCGGUAGAUGCCUCAUUCAUUCUGUUCUGCUCCAAUUAGAAAAAGGUGGCUGUCAUAGCAUACAGCUAUGGGUUGACGAGGCUCGCAGCCCAGCCAGAGAAUUGUACCAGUCAUACGGCUUCCGAGAAAUCGACCGCUGCGUCGAUUACUACGGACCUGGGCGAACGGGCCUGAAAAUGCAGCUAUCUAUCGAAAAAUGAGGGCCGCAACCUGCUUUUUAGUGGUUGGUGGCUCGGAUUCUGAGAGGUGGCAGGACGACGAUGCACCCCUUGCGAUACCGCCCUCUCAUUCCAGUUCACGAACGCGAAGACGCGC
Molecule: messenger RNA, 842 nt
Organism: Westerdykella ornata
Lineage: Eukaryota; Fungi; Ascomycota; Dothideomycetes; Pleosporales; Sporormiaceae
Product: acetyltransferas-like protein
Exons: 1
Coding region: 224-727 (167 amino acids)
Molecular function (GO): acyltransferase activity, transferring groups other than amino-acyl groups
Source: RefSeq, a predicted model, not a curated record